AUGUUGUCGCUCAUCCGGGAAACCGUCACCGACUUGCCACUUGGUCACGCCGACGAUGGACCGUCCAAUCGUGUCGCUGCAGCCCGACUGCGCGCGCCUCGUCCUGCGCUACAUGGACACGCCGAGACGGUGGUCGGAUUCUUGCGCACGCUGGCCGCCGCCCUCGAGCUCGUAGGCUUCCUUCCGCUGCGUGACGUCUGGCCCGCGCUGCACGUGCGCGCGUGGAUGCUGCCGCACACGCUCGAGCGAGUCAUGGGCGCGCUACCGCUCUACGAUACGGUGCAUGUAUACAGCCGCCACCACAUGCAUGGCCACAUGCAGGCCUUUGACGCGCGCUACCUCGCUGGAGCCCAGCCGCUGGAGACUGCUACCGCCUUCAACGUAGGACUCGAGUGCCAGCACGUCAACGACAACGAUGCUUGA
Messenger RNA from Saprolegnia diclina VS20, 423 nucleotides. RefSeq lists its product as hypothetical. The coding region runs from base 1 to 423 and encodes 140 amino acids. Lineage: Eukaryota; Oomycota; Saprolegniomycetes; Saprolegniales; Saprolegniaceae. The transcript has a single exon. The record is from RefSeq and is a predicted model, not a curated record.